UAACGUACAAGGCACUUUGACGCAAUUUGCAAAUGGCCGUGAAAAGGAUUGAGCUCGAGGGUGUAUGAAAAACUAAAAGGUGAAAGAGCCCGUGAUAAAAAACUUGUGAUUAAAUCUAGUUCAGUGUAGUGUUAACAGAAUUAUUCAAAAUGAAUCAAAAGGAUAGGAUCCAGUGUUAACGGUGAUUUAGGAAGAACCUGAACACCAGACACUGGAUAGCCUACCGAAGAGAUUGGCUGGCUGUGGGGUAGCAGGGGCGCAGUGCUUGGCAAGAGGCGCGCGCGGAGCGGACUAGUUUACACGGAGAGGAUCUCAGCUCAGCGGGAACCAUGAACGAGUUGGACAGCUUGCGCCAGGAGGCGGAGACACUCAAAAAUGCCAUUCGGGACGCGCGCAAGGCGGCGUGCGACACGUCGCUGGCGCAGGCCACGGCCAACCUGGAGCCCAUCGGCCGCAUCCAGAUGCGCACGCGCCGAACGCUGCGCGGCCACCUGGCCAAGAUCUACGCGAUGCACUGGGGCAGCGACUCCAGGAACCUGGUGUCCGCCAGCCAGGACGGCAAGCUGAUCGUGUGGGACAGCCACACGACCAACAAGGUGCACGCGAUCCCGCUGCGCUCUUCGUGGGUGAUGACCUGCGCGUACGCACCCUCCGGCUCGUACGUCGCUUGCGGCGGGCUCGAUAACAUCUGCUCCAUCUACAGCCUGAAGACUCGCGAAGGCAACGUGCGCGUGUCCCGCGAGCUGCCGGGACAUUCCGGCUAUCUAUCCUGCUGUCGGUUCCUGGAUGACAACCAGAUCCUCACCAGCUCUGGUGAUAUGACCUGCGCGCUGUGGGACAUCGAGACGGGACAGCAGUGCGGGCAGUUCACGGGGCACACGGGCGACGUCAUGUCGCUGUCGCUGGCGCCGGACCAGCGCACGUUCGUGUCGGGCGCCUGCGACGCGUCCGCCAAGCUGUGGGACAUCCGCGACUGCCAGUGCAAGCAGACCUUCCCCGGCCACGAGAGCGACAUCAACGCGGUCACGUUCUUCCCGUCCGGGUUCGCGUUCGCGACGGGCUCGGACGACGCCACGUGCCGCAUGUUCGACAUCCGCGCCGACCAGGAGCUGGCCAUGUACUCGCACGACAACAUCAUCUGCGGCAUCACGUCCGUGGCGUUCUCCAAGUCGGGCCGCCUGCUGCUGGCCGGCUACGAUGACUUCAACUGCAACGUGUGGGACUCGAUGAAGUCCGAGCGCGCCGGCAUCCUGGCGGGCCACGACAAUCGCGUUUCGUGCCUCGGCGUGACGGAGAACGGCAUGGCCGUGGCCACCGGCUCCUGGGACUCGUUCCUGCGCAUCUGGAACUAAACCCACCACACCACCCUACCAGUAGAUACCACCACCGCAUUACCCACUAUCCCAAUUCCCACCAACUAUCUUAUCCUACAGUUAUGUGUCUGUGUUUAUUAAUUUUACGAGGUACUCUUGGAAUGGAGCUUUUGAAAGCGAUUUUUUGAAAACACGCUCGUUGGAAAACAAGAUAUAUUCAAAUGAAUGCAAAUUGUUUCGCGCAAUCAAAUAUAACUAGCUGAUAAUGUUCAUAUCAGUACGGAUACUGCGUGUUGAUGACGUCAUUCGCAUCGAAUUUGAAUUUAGUGUGUAAUGGUUUGCUCCAGGGACUUCUGCUCAUCUGUAACAAAGAGUAAAAAGUCUUAAGUUCAGAUGUAAUUUUUUUUCUCAUUUACAUACGUGAUUCAUAUGCAAUAGAUUAUGAACAGAUAGAACACUGUAUGAAAAGAAUGCUUGUGCAUACUUACUCAAAAGCAGUAAAAUCACGUGCUCGAGAUUUAGAGAAUACAUCAAAAUAUUUCUGAGAUCGUAGAUGACUUGAAGUUGUUUUAUCGAAUACCACACAAUAGCGUUUGCGAGUACACUCUAUAGUUCACCAGAACUUACAUUUCGAUGUGCUGACUGACCUCUGAAUCCAAGGGCUGAUUGAGCAAGGGUCAGUUUGAAAUGCUACAUUGUAUUCGAAAAAACUUGUUAACCUUGAAUACCUCUUAAAAUUGAUAGACACCGUUUUCCGAGCAAGCGCGUUUCGACAUCUCCAAGUUAUCACGAACAAAAUGGCCGACCUUUACAAGAUGGCGCCUUAUUUAUACUUUCAUUCAUUUAUUCAUAAUCAGACGCGCUUGCCUCCAAAAGAUUAUUGCGGUGUGUGAUUGUGUCGCGUAAAUAAAUACAUUAUAAACUAUUUCUUGGAUAAUACUACUACUAUCGCGAUUUUAAUGAAAUGUGUACUUUAACACGAACGAUAUGGAGUACGUAUUUGUACUAAAGCUGCAGCGAUUGACUGUUAGCUUGAAGCUGAUCUGAUCAGCAGUUUCGCAAUUUUUAACUUUACGACCCUGUUUCAGAUUCUACUUAAUAGUCUCGGAGAGCUUGCGAAGUAAAUCGGGUAGUUCUAUAACGCACCUGAUUUAAUUCAUGGACUCUCACGACUUUGAUAUAAGGUCGAGUUUUGAUGAACAGGGCUUUCUUCGCAAAUUUAUUGUAUAGUUAACUCGUAUGGAAGCAUUUAAACUGCGCUCGGUGAAGCAUUGCUAUAGGAGAAACCAAAGAUCUACAGUCGUUCGGAAAUGUAACUUCGUAAUGUGACCCGUUUUCUACUAUACUGAAAGAUAUCGAAUUUGUUUUUUGUAAUUUUACUAUUUUCAUGCCAUACCCAUCACGGAUUCCGAUAUCGACUGUAAAUCUUAAGGUUUAGUUUAGCGAUGCCGUGGCAUAUAGUUUUAUGUGUGAAUGACAGUGUGUAUGUGUCGUCCGUUCCCACUAUAUGUGUACGUAUAUGUAUAAUGUAUGUUAGCUUGGCCUUUCAGAGCCUGAAGGGGCGAAUGCUGUCUAAUAUAUGAUUAUUUUUAUUGAUAAAGAACGCACAUCACACACGCAUCGUUUAAAAAAAAAAAGUGAUUCAAUGGUAUAAACAAAAAAAAAAAAAAUUAAACCAAAUGUAACUGUAACGUUAAAUAAGAUGUCGCUGAGUAAUUUAUUGAAUGGAAAUAUUAUGUUUGUCGCUAUAUAUUACUAUGUAUAAUAAUUAAUUAAUAUUAAUCCCGGAGUAAUUUAUGAUUUUAUGUAAUUAAUUGUUUAGUGGAGUAAGUCACGUCGUUUUCGUACAGAUUGGUUUAAGAUCUCUAUCAUUAUUUUAUAUAAAGAAAUAUCGUGUGAAAAUAGAAUUUUCUACAUUUUUUUCUACGAAUUUUUUAACAAUUUUUUUUUAAUAUCGAAAAUCAAAAUGGACUAUUCCUUGAUUACGUCACACCCGGGAAGGGAGUGAAAACGGAAUUCAUUAAACAUAGAUAAGGGAAUUUUACAAACUCUGCUAACUAUAAGGGCAUGCGUUAUAAAAAGCAGUUUAACGAAAAGUGAGUGUAUGGGUUUUUUUGUGACGUAAUCAAUGUUUUAAUAUGAGAAUCACCAAUGAUAACUGUAUAGGAAGGAAACUCACCAUACCCCUUUAGAAUCACCGUAAUACCUUACCGGUUCGUUAAUACUUGACAAGCUGUCUGUCAUGGCCUAUGAUACCUUCCACACUACCAACAGAUUACAAAGGUUUUUUUUUGUAGAUGCAUUUUUUGUCAAUCGAAAUGCAACUGCAAAAAAAAAAGAGUAAAACGAUGUAUGAUUUGUACAUUUAAUCGUACUCAUAACUAAAUUUACAUAGGUGACAGCCCUGGCAAAUUCGUGGGGCGACAGCGGGGCGUUGCGGGUUGGGAGGGGGACAAUUUUAGGGCACGCACAAAGAAGUUUCAUUUCUAUACUUAGUUAUUUUUAAAAUAAUAGUCUAUAUAGUCCCUAUUGGUUUUAAAAAGUUGAUUCGAUGAACAAAAAAUAAACUCUGAAAGCAUUGUUCCAAAUUGUAAUCUAUGUAAACAUUUGUAAUCUGUAUUGAGAUUAAAAAUACAUGUAAAAAAAAAUGUCUUUUCCAUCA
This is a messenger RNA of Pararge aegeria (speckled wood butterfly), 3975 nucleotides long. It is a transcript of the gene Gbeta13F, whose product is annotated as guanine nucleotide-binding protein G(I)/G(S)/G(T) subunit beta-1. The coding region runs from base 330 to 1352 and encodes 340 amino acids. Lineage: Eukaryota; Metazoa; Arthropoda; Insecta; Lepidoptera; Nymphalidae. Gene Ontology annotation, biological process: G protein-coupled receptor signaling pathway. The transcript is spliced from 9 exons. Gene Ontology annotation, molecular function: protein binding; signaling receptor complex adaptor activity. The record is from RefSeq and is a predicted model, not a curated record. Gene Ontology annotation, cellular component: heterotrimeric G-protein complex; cytoplasm.